CCCUUUCCCAAGAUGCUCUGGGGUUUCCCAGCAGGCCUGUGAAGAUGAGUGUGACUUCCUGGUUCCUGGUGAGCAGCUCGGGGACUCGGCACCGCCUCCCCAAAGAGAUGAUCUUCGUGGGCCGAGAGGACUGCGAGCUCAUGCUGCAGUCUCGCAGCGUGGACAAACAGCACGCCGUCAUCAACUACAACCCAACAACGGACGAGCAUCUAGUCAAGGACCUGGGCAGCCUCAACGGGACGUUUGUGAACGACCUGAGGAUUCCUGAUCAGACCUACAUCACCCUCAAACUGUCUGACAUCAUCCGCUUCGGAUACGAUUCUCACAUCUACGUUUUGGAGAAAAGUCAACACAAAGUCCCGGAGGAGGCUCUGAAGCAUGAGAAGUACAGCAGCCAGCUGCAGAUCAGUCUGAAGGCUUCAGAGGACCGAGCAAGAGCCGAGAAAUCUCAGAGUACCAAAAGUUCACAAGAGGCUCCAGUGUCUCGGCCCACCCCUCUGUACGGUCAGCCCUCUUGGUGGGGAGAGGAGGAUUAUGGGAGUAAAGUUCAGAGCAGCGAUGAACCUCAUGCAGAAGUCCAGAAAGACGUUUCGUCGCUUGAUCCGGACUUCUUGUCCGACUCGGGACCAAAGAGCGUCUUCCCUUCGUACCACCGCGAGCCCAGCUACUUCGAGAUCCCCACCAAAGACUUCCAGCUCCCCAAGACGCCAGGGGCGGAGCUUCACGAGAUCCCCACCAAAGACACUGACCCGCCAGCGUCCCCUCUGCCCACGCUGCCCACGCCGCCCGCUGUCCAGAGCCACGCCUCCUUCACCAUCGAGUUCGACGACUGCAUGCCCGGGAAGAUGAAGAUUAAAGACCACGUGACCAAGUUCUCCACUCGCCAGAGGAAGGCACCGCCCACUGCCACGCCCACAGACGUGAUGUCAGCACAGAGCAAGGUGGCUGAUUGGCUGGUGCACAGCGACGUGACCAUGAUGCGGAGAAGACCGACGUGCGAAGAUGUUUACAGCACCAAGAGCGACCUCGCCAUAAACACCAAAAACCUCAAAGGCCAUCACCAUGACGACGGGACCCAGAGUGACUCGGAGGACCCGGAUCUGAAAGGACGGCGGAGUAAAUCCCAGCACUCUGUGCAGUCCCAGCAGUCAGUCCAAUCAGAGUCCGAGGCAUCGCAGCCGACGGUCCGAUCGGUUCCGUCUACGGCCUGCCAGACGCAGUACCCUCCCCCUGGACCAGCGCCGGCCUCCCCCGUGGCCCCUGAGCGUCCCCUGUCCCAGAGUCCACCACAGGCAUCGUCCCCGCCCGCCGAGACUCCCAAACAGGGUCCGCCCGCGCCCGAGCACCUGACCCAGCAGGCCUUCAUCAUCGAGUUCUUCGACGACAACCCCCGCAAGAAGCGCUCGCAGUCCUUCACGCACAACCCGGCCCACGCCGACUCAUACUCGGCCCUGAAGGCCAAGCUGGAGCGCCGGAAAGGCGGCGAGCGGCCGGCAUCGGUGCACGGCCACGCUCCCGCCACCCAGCAGGUGACGGUUCCUUUGAAGGGGCCGGGCCACGCCGGCACCCAGCGGUCCAGCUCUCUGAAGAGGGAGAAGACAGACGGAGAGUCUGCCUCCACUGGUUCUUCCUCUCGCUCCUCCUCCGGAAUCAGACCCUUCGGCAGCGUCGGGAAAAAGUCCAAGCUGGCUCAGGAGUUCACUGCUGAACUCCUGAAGGAUUCUGGACGCCACGAUUGCUCCCCAACGAGGGACAACAUGUCCCCUCCGCCGAUGUCUGCGCCGCCGGUGAUGGUGUCACCUCCGCAUGCAGGGAUCCCCUCCCCCCCGGCCCCGUCCCCCCCCUCCUCACCCGUACAGCCCACAGCCAUCACAAAGUCCUCGACCCCCACCAACUCUACUGUCCACACCUCUCCGGUCCACUCCCCUACGCUGCCCCUGGCCGUCCGGGCGGGAGACCCCAAAGCUUCGCCCCUGGCCGUCCGGGCGGGAGACCCCAAAGCUUCGCCCCUGGCUAUCCGGGCAGGAGACCCCAAAGCUUCGCCCCUGGGCGUCCGGGCCGGAGACCCCAAAGCUUCGCCCCUGGGUGUCCGGGCCGGGGAUCCCAAAGCUUCGCCCCUGGGAGUGAUGAUGAGGGGCGAGGAAGAUGACAGCCUGAGUGAUGCCGGGACUUACACCAUCGAGACGGAGACACAGGACCGAGAGGUGGAGGAGGCUCGCAACAUGAUUGAUCAGGUGUUUGGUGUCCUGGACUCUCCGGAGUACAGUGGUGUGAACACCGGCGUGUAUAGACCUGUAAUAAAUGAUGGCACGGAGUCUGAGCAAGCUAACCUGCCUAGCGAUGCUAGCACUGUGGACCCGUUGCAUGGCUUUAUCCCAACUGGCCCCAUACAGGUUCCGCCGGCUCAUGCAGCCGGACUCGAAGGACCUAAAUGGGUUUCGUGUUGGGCCAGUCUGGCCGACGGCUACGCCAAACCGGGAUCCACUCCGCCGCACGGGGAAUGUCUGGAAGAUUUGCGCUUCAUGAACCGUUCGAUGGGAAACUUCAGCUACGAUAACUCGGAGCCGGAGUCCAGAACCAGGAGGCUGCUGCCCCAGGUUCCCCCUGAGAAACUGGACCCUGUUCCGCCGAGCAUCCUGAUCCGCCAGGAACCGUCCCGCGGCCGGGAACAUCUGGACCGAGUCCGCGCCUCCCCCCACCCACAGGACGGAGCCCAGCGCCUGGCGGUCCAGGAUGACGUGGACCCGGACAGCCUGAGCGACGCCAGCCGCUCAGACGACGGUUCUGUUCUGGAGAAAACAAAGAAGAAUCUAACCGGGAUCAGGUCUUUGUCUCCGGGGGCCGCCGGGCCUCAGUCCAAAGGUCCAGAAAAACUGUCUCCAUCCUCCAAAUCUUCCAAAUCCACUUGCUUCUACAUCGGUUCUGAAGACGGUCCAGGCAAACCUGACCAACCUGCCCGGAGCCCGGUACCGUCUGAGAGGACAAAACCCCCCGCUACCACCGUCCUGAUCCGACACCUGAGUGGACACGAACCCCGGAGGACAGGCGUCAAACCCAACAGCUCUGCUCCAAACCUGCGGCAGCAGGACGGGGACUCUGUCCCGGCUAGAGACGGCUGUGUGUCUCCCAUCGUGCGGCAGGAAAGCUUCACCAAAGACCGUCCCAGCGACACCGUCCAGAUGAAGAAGCUUCCCCACAUUUCCAGCCAGCCGUCCCUCAGAGACAUGGAGCAGAGACGGGACAUCCCAGACACACAGUCCUCUCUGCAGAGACGGGACGUCCCAGACACACAGUCCUCCCUGCAGAGACGGGACGUCCCAGACACGCAGUCCUUCCUGCAGGACGCCGAGGGAACUCUGUCCUCGCUGGACUCUGCAUUCCCAUCGUCCGGCUCUGGGCGCAGCUCAAAGAAAGGUGGUUCCUCCACCCACAUGGACGACUCUCUUUCAGGGGAGUCCGACGUGGACACGGCGAGCACGGUCAGCCAGGUGAGCAGUAAAAACGCUCCAGUGAGUUCUGUUUCUAAGAAGCGCCCUGCCAUUAGCGGCCUGCAGAAGGAGAAGUCCUCUUCCAGCCCGUCCAUCCCGGAGAAGGGACGGCAACUCUCUGCACGCGAACGGCUUUCUGAGAAACGCCGAAACCAGACGACUACAGAAACGUCCAGCAAGGCGGAGGCGGCAAAGCGCUUGCAGACUCGGCGCAGCACGGGGAACCGAGGGUCUCUGGAUCUGUCAGAGGGCUCCGCUCCACACUGGAACGAAACGGCAUCAUCUGACCACGAAGUGUCCCGUCCGUCUAACCGUAGCAAGAAACUCAUCGCCCCUCUUCAGAAAGAAGACAAUGGAAAGACGGCAAAGACGCCGACUCAGCAGGUUCUGACGCGUUCCAACAGCCUGUCGGCACCACGGCCGACGCGGGCGUCCAUGCUGCGCCGGGCGCGCCUGGGCGACGCUUCGGAUAACGAGGGUGCAGAGACGGACCGUGGCUCACAGAACUCGGACGCUGCGCAGCCCAGAGCAUCGACCGAGGCGAAGAAGCUGUCCCGCCUCGACAUCUUAGCCAUGCCGAGGAAGAGAACCGGAUCCUUCACGACGCCCAGUGACAGCGAGUCGGCCGCCACCGGCCGCAAUGCUUUCUCCAAUCGCAGCUCAGAGUCUGCAGCCAGCAGCAGGAAGACGUCUCUGGGCGACGGGCGCCAGGCGGCAAGCAAAGGGGGCGGAGCUCCGGGGAAACAGACACUGACCCGAACCCGGUCCAGCGGAGCCAAGUACCCCAUCACCAGUUCCCGCCGCAGACAGAAAGGCUCGGACUUCUCCUCGUCCUCGGAGGAAGAAUACGAAACCAAGCGCUCCUCCCAUCCCUCCACUUCCUGCCAGACGCCCCGCCACCGGACGCCAGCCGCCCGGUCCAAGUCUGUCUCCGUGGAGACGGAGGAGGACGAGGACCCAAGCGAGGUCGACCCUUACCAGAACUGGUCCACGCACAGCGCUGAGAUCGCCAAGCUGAGUCAGGACCUGGCCAAAGAUCUGGCCAUCCUGGCCAAGGAGAUCCACGAUGUAGCCGGGGAUGGAGACUCACCGGGCGCCAGUGUGGGCGCCGCCACCUCGCCGGGCUCGCUGCCCAACACGCCAUCCACCAUCUCUGCUAGAGAGGAGACGCCAUCUUUUCCAUCCUCGCGGGGGGUCCGCCCAUCUCAGCUGGUCCAACAUAUCCCCGAGGCCAGUUUAAACUUCCAGAAGGUUCCUCCGGGCUCUGCAGUCGUCUCGGACCUGGACGCUAACAUGAACGAGCCGGAGGCCGCUUCUAAGCAACGCCGUCCGUGGAACCGCCAAGAGGUGAUUCUGGACAACCUGAUGCUGAAUCCCGUGUCUCAGCUGUCUCAGGCCAUCCGCGAGAACACGGAGCAGCUCGCCGAAAAAAUGAAGGUUUUGUUCCAGAACAAGGCAGAGGUUUGGGAGGAGAUCGAGGCGAAGAUCAACGCUGAGAAUGAAGUCCCCAUCCUGAAAACCUCCAACAAGGAAAUCACCUCCAUUUUAAAGGAGCUGAGAAGAGUCCAGAGGCAGCUGGAAGUUAUAAACACCAUCGUGGAGCCUGGGGGUGUUCUGCAGCUGGCAGCGGUCGGGACGCCGUCCCGCGGCCAGACUCGAACGUCCUCCAGGGACAAGAAACCCGCCGUCAAACCCCGCGGCGCGCCUGCUGCCAACGCCAAUGAAAGCACCAAAAGAUCACCGCGUGGACCGGACGGGGCGCAUUACAUGGCCUGAACGGGCCACCGUAGCUUCUCUGGAGUCUGGAGACAAUGUGUGUCCACACCGCCGUCCCGUCCAACCAUCGGUAACCAUCCGUUACCAUCAGUUACCAUCACCCAGGUUACUUUCUGUAGCGCCCAGAGAGGCAGAAGUUACUUUCUGUAGCGCCCAGAGAGGCAGAAGUAACUUCUGUAGCGCCCAGAGAGGCAGAAGUAACUUCUGUAGCACCCAGAAGUUACUUCUGUAGCACCCAGAAGUUACUUCUGUAGCGCCCAGAAAAGUUACUUCUGUAGCAUCCAGAAGUUACUUCUGUAGCGCCCAGAAGUUACUUCUGUAGCGCCCAGAGAGGCAGAAGUUACUUCUGUAGCGCCCAGAAGUUACUUCUGUAGCGCCCAGAGAGGCAGAAGUUACUUCUGUAGCGCCCAGAAGUUACUUCUGUAGCAGUUACUUCUGUAGCACCCAGAGAAGUUACUUCUGUAGCGCCCAGAGAAGUUACUUCUGUAGCGCCCAGAGAAGUUACUUCUGUAGCGUCCAGAGAGGCAGAAGUUAC
Molecule: messenger RNA, 5799 nt
Organism: Sander lucioperca (pikeperch)
Lineage: Eukaryota; Metazoa; Chordata; Actinopteri; Perciformes; Percidae
Gene: cep170bb
Product: centrosomal protein of 170 kDa protein B
Exons: 22
Coding region: 45-5264 (1739 amino acids)
Molecular function (GO): protein binding
Source: RefSeq, a predicted model, not a curated record